Messenger RNA from Pseudozyma flocculosa PF-1, 1332 nucleotides. RefSeq lists its product as uncharacterized. Bases 1 to 1332 code for a protein of 443 amino acids. Lineage: Eukaryota; Fungi; Basidiomycota; Ustilaginomycetes; Ustilaginales; Ustilaginaceae. The transcript has a single exon. The record is from RefSeq and is a predicted model, not a curated record.
AUGUCUUCGCCAGCCAGCCGUCCCCUUUACUCCGUCUUCUCCCACUCGGUCGGCGCCAACACGGCUGGCCACUCCCUUCUUGACAAGCUCCGUGCCAUCGCUUCGGCCGGCUUCGACGGCGUGGAGCUGUUUCAGGACGACCUCGACGCCUUUGCCAGGUCCGAGGAGUUCCAGCGCAUCCUCGAGGGAAAGGGCGGCGCCCCUUGCCCCUCCAUGACCCCUCCCGACAGCCCCCCUGGCGCGCCCAAGAAGGUCGUCCACCCCAUGGACCUUGCCACUUAUACUCGCUCGCUCUCCUCGGCCUCGUCCUCCUCCUCUUCGACGGCCUUCUCGGCCUCGUCCGAAGACGGCCGCGAUGACCACCUGCGUGCCCUCAAGGACGACGGCAGCCUCCUCGUCGGCUCUGAUGGUCUGCCCAUGACUUUCAACGCCCACGGCACCUGCAGCGCCACCGACGCUGCCUUGGAGCUGGCCGCGGCUCGCCAUGUCCGCCGCCUCUGCGAGUCGCUCGGCCUGGCCAUCUACAGCCUCCAGCCGCUGAGGGACUUUGAAGGCUGGACGUGCCCCGAAGACCGCCGCCUCGCCUUCCAGAGGGCCCGCUCGCGCUUCGAGGUCAUGAAUGCGCUGGGCACCGACCUGCUGCUCAUCUGCUCCAACAACCAGCCGGCUCCCAAGACGACGGGCGAUAUCGGCUGCAUCGGUCGCGACCUCGCCGAGCUGGCCGACCUCGCCACGGCCUUUGGAACCGUCGUCACCAUCCACGGCGGACCCCAGCCGAUCCGCGUCGGGUACGAGGCGCUCUCGUGGGGCGCCCACGUCGACCUUUGGUCGCAGGCCUGGGAGGCGGUGCAGGCCGCGGACCGCGCCAACCUCGGCCUCAUCCUCGACUCGUUCAACACGUUGGGAAGGCAGUAUGCCGAUCCCUGCUCCCCCACCGGCAUCGUCGAGACGGCGGACCCCUACGGCGACCUGAUGGCCUCGCUCAAGGACAUCGGCCACGUUCCCGCCGAGAGGAUCUUCUUCCUCCAGAUCGGUGACGCCAGAAGGAUGCAAAAGCCGCUGCCACCUUCGCCCAACGACGACGAGCCGAGGCCGGCGAGGAUGAUCUGGUCGCGCGGCAACCGCCUCUUCCCCGGCGAGGAGCACCUCGGCGCAUUUCUUCCCGUGGACGAGUUUAUGACGGCCGCCGUCAAGUGGGCCGGGUAUCGAGGCCCUUGGAGCAUCGAGGUGUUCAACAGCAGCCUCUUGGACACCGGCGCCGAGGUGCCCGUGCAGCACGCCAGGAGGGCCCGCGACGGCCUCGACAAGCUGGUCGAGUCGGUCUUCAAGUGA